AAAAUUUUUAAAAUAGUUUCCAAGUUCUAUAACAUUUCAUAUUCAACAAUAUUAUAAUGAAUUUGAUAAUUACAAUUGUCUUUUUAAUUUGUACAUAUCAGAUAUGUUUAUCAUCGAAUAUUAAUGUCGACUCUAAUUUAGAAAAUUUACAAAAGGACAUUAAAAAACUCAGUUUAAGAAUCGAAGAUUUGAAUGAUGUCAUAGUACAGUCAUUGCCAAAUAAAUUUAGCCGAAUAGAAUUUAAUAUUUACAAUAACUUUAGAUUUAAGGAUAUCUUGAAAAUCGAAAAAAUGAAGAGGGAUAAUAAUAUCAGCAAUAUUGAAAAUAUCAAUGGACCAUUGAAAUCAUGUCUUGAAAAUAGUACAAAAAUAUGGAGAGAACGUUACUUGACAAUUGAGAAAAAUUUAGAAGAUUGCCUAGCGACUGCUAAAAAUGAACAUUAUACGAUUUCCAUUAAAUCGUAUUACGAUUCUUUUAUUAAUAAUGCCAAUAAUUUGGAAUCACAAGUGCAAACUGUUUAUUCAAACUAUGAAAAGAAGAAUUACACUGAAAUUUUGACAAAUGGAACUUCUAUUAAAGAAUUAAAAAGUACCGAAUUAAAUAUUCGAAUUGAUGGUCUUAGAGAUAUUUCAAAUAAUUUAAUUAGAUUGCUAGCUAAUACACACGAUAUGAUGUUAAUAGAAAGUCAACACUGUAAUUUUACUGUUCAGCAGAAAUUACAAGAGGAAUGGCCUAAAAGUUCAGAGGAAAUAAAAUAUUGUUUUUCUAAUUUUACAUUAUAAAACACCUAAAGGAAAAAAUGAAAAUUCAAUUUUUUUUUUAAACAAAAUUUGUUAUUUUAUAUCUUCUUAUUUUUUAUUAUCUUCGUAAUGAAGAAAAAAAUGAAUAUCUUUAUUAAUGAAUAAUAU
Leptopilina boulardi is the source of this 908-nucleotide messenger RNA. RefSeq lists its product as uncharacterized. NCBI's taxonomy places the organism in Eukaryota, Metazoa, Arthropoda, Insecta, Hymenoptera, Figitidae. The transcript is spliced from 4 exons. The coding region runs from base 57 to 782 and encodes 241 amino acids. The record is from RefSeq and is a predicted model, not a curated record.